GAAAAAUUAAAUUCAAAUACGUAUUAAAUAUUAAUUGCUUUAAUCCUUUGGUUUUUAUUGGAAAAACCAAUUCAUUGUUCUCAUAUUCAGCCUGUUAUAGAUCAUAUAAACCAUACAAAACAUAGUCCUCAGAACUUUGCACUAAUAUCUAGAGACCUCGCUAUCCACUACAGUGAAAUCAGUGACUAUUCAGAACCACCAGACAUGGAUGCCCAAUUAACUUGUAAGUCUAACCAGAAAGAAGUGGUGUAUAACUUUGAUGAGAUGGGUUUGAAAGCAGAGUUAUUGCGUGGUAUUUAUGUAUAUGGUUUUGAAAAGCCAUCAGCUAUUCAACAGCGCACCAUUUUGCCAUGUAUCAAUGGUCAUGAUGUUAUUGUUCAGGCUCAAUCUGGGACUGGGAAGACAACUUCUGUUUUGAUUUCCAUUCUCCAAAAUACUGUCACAAGUUUGAACGAGUGUCAAGCACUCAUUUUGGUACCAUCACGUAAAUUGGCUCAACAGAUUGAAAAGGUGAUUAUGGCUUUUGGUGACUUUAUGAAAAUAGAUUGUCAUGCUUGGAUUGGUGGAAAAAAUAUUUGUAAUAAUAUACGUAAGCUAGAUAGUUUUCCCCAUGUAGUAGUUGGCACUCCUGGCUGUGUGUCUGCUUUAAUUGCUAAAAAGACAUUAAAAACUCAAUUUAUCAAGACAAUUGUGUUAGACGAAGCUGAUAGACUAUUGACUAGUGACAAAGUUGAAAUAAAAAAUUUGUUUAAGUUUUUUAAAGAAGAUAUUCAAGUCAUUUUGUUAUCUAAACUAAUGUCUCAGGAUGUUUUGGACAAGAGCACUCACAUUGUGAAUAGUCCUUUACACAUUCUUGAACAGAAUGAAGAACUGGAAUUGGAUGCUAUUAAACAGUUUUACAUCAAGCUUACAAAUAAAAAUGAGGCAAUAAUUAGAAAACAUAGUGAAAUUAAUGAUUACUCAGGAUCACUCAGUAUAAAUAUUGGUGGAAGAAUUAAGUCUGACUGGAAGGAAGUGGUGGAAAACUUUCAUGACAUGAAUUUAAAAGAAGAGUUGUUGAGUGGCAUCUAUGGAUAUGGUUUUGAAAAGCCAUCUGCUAUUCAAAAGCAUGCCAUUUUGCCAUGCAUCAAUGGGCAUGAUGUCAUUGUUCAGGCUCAAUAUGGUACUGGUAAAACAACUUCUGUUUUGAUAUCUAUUCUUCAACAAAUUGAUCCAAGUUUAAACAAGUGCCAAGCACUCAUUUUGGUUCCGACCCGUGAUUUGGCUCUUCAGAUUCAAAAAAUGCUUAUUGCUUUGGGUGAAUUCUUGAAAGCAAACUGUCAUGCUUGUAUUGGUGGGACAGACAUUCAUGAUGAUAGUCGUGAAUUGCAAAUGGGACCCCAUGUAGUGGUUGGCACUCUUGGGCGUGUUUAUGAUAUGAUAGCUAGAAACUCGCUACAAACUAAAUUUAUCAAGACAUUUGUGUUAGACAAAGCUGAUAAAUUAUUGCUUGAUCUUGGUUUCAAAGAUAAAAUUAGAGUUAUAUUUAAGUACUUCAAAGAAGAUGUUCAGAUAAUUUUGUUGUCCGUUCCAAUGCCCAAGGAUACUUUGGAUAUGAACACUCAUUUCUUGCGUAAUCCUGUAUGUAUUUUUAUGAAAAAAGAAGAACUAAUAUUAGAAGGUAUAAAACAUUUUUUUAUCUACUUCACCGACAUAAAAUGGGUAUUUGACACUUUAUGUAGUUUGUGUAAUACUCUAAAUAUCACCCAGGUUGUGAUAUUUUGCAAUACGUAUCAUAAGGUUGAGUCAUUGACUAAUAAUAUGCGUUUAAAAGCAUUCAAUGUAUCGAUUAUGCAUGAAAGAAUGGAUCAAAUUCAACGUCAGAGUACUUUGUAUAAUUUCUGUUCUGGUACUAGUCCUGUACUAAUCACCACUCAUUUAUUGGCUCAAACCAUUGAUGUACAAGUGUCUUCGGUUAUCAACUAUGAUUUGCCGCCCAAUCAUGAACAUUUUAUUCGCUGGAUUGAUCGUUCAUUCUGUUUUGAUCGUAAGGGAGUUGUCGUUAAUUUCAUCACUAAAGACAACAGACUAGCAAUGAGUGCUAUUCGACCUUUUUUCAACACUCAUGUGAUUAAGAUAAAAAAUCCAAUUCAUACUUCUCUUAUUCAGCCAAUUGCUGACUAUAUGAACCAAACUUCUUCACAACCUGCACCAAUACCCAAAGAACCUCCUAUUCAUAACAGUGAUGGUGCUCAACUAGCAACAAAUCAUUGUAACAUAAGUUGUGAUAACCAGCCAGAUCGGUUAGAUGAAUAUUGUAGAAAUGAUGAUUCGAGUAGUGGAGAUAGUAAUAGAUAUGUUCAUACAUCAAACAAUUCAUACAAAAUUGAGUAAUUAAAAACAAAAAAAAAAAAUGAUACAAUAAUUAGACUAAUGAAAAAUUUAAUAAACUUCUCACAA
Rhopalosiphum maidis (corn leaf aphid) is the source of this 2439-nucleotide messenger RNA. RefSeq names its product eukaryotic initiation factor 4A-like. Lineage: Eukaryota; Metazoa; Arthropoda; Insecta; Hemiptera; Aphididae. Bases 205 to 2373 code for a protein of 722 amino acids. The transcript has 9 exons. Gene Ontology annotation, biological process: cytoplasmic translational initiation. Gene Ontology annotation, molecular function: RNA helicase activity; ATP binding; translation initiation factor activity. Gene Ontology annotation, cellular component: cytoplasmic stress granule. The record is from RefSeq and is a predicted model, not a curated record.